Messenger RNA from Helianthus annuus (common sunflower), 1707 nucleotides. Its product is annotated as synaptonemal complex protein 1-like. The coding region runs from base 1 to 1707 and encodes 568 amino acids. The record is from RefSeq and is a predicted model, not a curated record. NCBI's taxonomy places the organism in Eukaryota, Viridiplantae, Streptophyta, Magnoliopsida, Asterales, Asteraceae. The transcript has 5 exons.
AUGGAACUUGCAAGAUAUGGAAUUGUGUAUACUCAGGAAGAAUUGGUUGAUAAGUUGUUUGACUCACUGCCUGAUGAGAAAGAUUGCGAAGAAGCAGCCAAGCAGCAAAUGGUGUUUUUGGCAUCCAUCUUAGAAUCAUAUGAGAGCCUUGUUGCUGGAAAGAACGGAAACACAAACCUCACCAAGGAAUAUUAUGAUCAAAUCGACCCCGAAGAGAUGGAGUUGAUUGACAUUAGAUGGUGUAUGGCGAGUGCGAGUGAGUUGUUACCGGAAGAAGAUUCAGUGGGUUAUGCUUUUAUUACAAAAAUUGUUCCUUUCAAAGAUACCCGAACAGAAGAAGUAAAAUAUGUCAACAGGAAGAUGACAACCCAAUGCAUGAAAGAUAAAAUCUAUCGAACAUGGAAAGAAGCAAAAAGCGCAAAAAGAUGGGAUGCUGAUCGAGAAUGUUAUUUGGAUUCUAAAGGAAACAUAGUUGUUGAAUCUUCAUCAGUCAGUGUUGAAACUCUCAUCGAACAAAUAGCAGAAGAGGAAGAAGCAAGACAGAGAAUGUGGUGGUCAAGUGAAGAAGAAGAGAAAGAAAAAGAGCUACAACCGAAAAAGGUCGAUGAUGGGAUAAUCGACACGACCAAAGAAUUUACAGCAGAAAAUCUGAAGAAAAUGGCUGAUAAAGUUCUUGCAGCGAAAGAGUUAGAGGUAGAUUCUGAGUCUGGAACUGAGUCUAAAAGCAAGGUCAGGUCUAAUGAUUCAACAAAUGAGUCAGGUAAGACUGAUAAAGCCAAAAUUGAGAGUGACUGCAAAAAUUGCAUGAAAGAUUGCAAGGAUUGUAGCACACAUGCUUACCUUAGUGGUAAAAAGACUGAAGAACUGACAAAAAGAGUCAAAGAAGUUGAAAACCAGAUUUUAAGUCGUGACAAGUUGGUAAAAGCUUCAAAUGAGCGCAUAAAAGAAUUAACUAAUAAACUUGAAAAUGAUAAAACUGACUUAGAACGAGUUAGGAAAGAAAACGAAAAGUUAAUUCAUGAAAACCGUCAACUUUCAGAAAAUCACGAGAAGCUAAAAGGAACGAUAAAAGAUUCUGAUGAAAGAAACGAUAAAACAACCAAAGAAAAUUUUCAACUGUCAGGAGUACUUCAGUCAAAAGAAAAGCAAAUCAACCAACAGUUGGAUGAGAUUGCAAAUCUCAAGCGUCAGUUUCAGGAAGCUAAGAUUGAAAAUGAACGCAUCAAUCUGAAACUCAAUAGUUACAAUCCGCAAGUUCCUCCUCCAGUAUUAAAUAAUUUUUCAAAGAAAAAGUCUGGGUUGGUUAAUGAUGAAGAAAUAAAUGAGGUUAAACUUCCAGACACGAUUGAUGUCAUAUUCACUUCAUCAUCCGAUGAAGACAGUGUUCAGUCCGAAAAGCCAAAAUCUGAAGAAAAGAAAGCAAGUUCUCCAAAACCAAAGGUGUCUGAGACUAAAAAAUCAUCCUCUUCAACAAAGAAGAUGUAUGUACCUUUGGAUUACUAUAAGAAACUUGAAAAACAAAAGUUUACUUCUGAAAAGAAGUAUGUGGUAAAGAAAGACCAAUCAUCUGGUCAACCCCCAAACAAGUAUUUCUUUCUAUACAAAGAGGUUGCGAUUGGAUCUGAAGAGAGCUUAAAGAUGAAUGACAAGAAUUUUCCGCCACUUUACAUUGCAAAAAAGGCUUGGGUGGCAUCAAAAUAUAACUAA